This is a messenger RNA of Lecanosticta acicola, 1393 nucleotides long. The record is from the annotation of a GenBank genome assembly. NCBI's taxonomy places the organism in Eukaryota, Fungi, Ascomycota, Dothideomycetes, Mycosphaerellales, Mycosphaerellaceae.
AUGAGCGAUCUGGACAAGUAAGAGCACGCGACUGAUUGGGCUGCUACGCCGCUCUAACCAAGUCGCAGGGCAAUAGCGCAGCUUCGGGCAUGCAGGCCCAUACCAGAGAUUCAAGUGCGAGAACUGUGUUACAAGGCGCGCGAGCUUCUAAUAGAAGAGGGCAACGUGGUCAGCGUGGAUGCGCCGGUGACGGUAUACUGAGAUACUCAAGUGCGUUUAGCAUGCACGAUGGCUGACGACACGUCGUUAGAUAUGCGGCGACAUUCACGGCCAGUUCCACGACUUGAUGGAGCUCUUUCGUGUAGGAGGCGACGUCCCGGACACCAACUACCUCUUCAUGGGUGAUUUCGUAGAUCGCGGCUUCUACUCUCUGGAAUCGUUUCUGCUUCUUCUGUGCCUGAAAGUGCGAUACCCGGACCGCAUAACUCUUAUUCGGGGGAAUCACGAGUCUCGACAAAUUACGACAGUUUACGGGUUUUACGAUGAAUGCUUACGAAAAUACGGGAGCGCAAACGUCUGGCGGUAUUGCUGUGAGGUGUUCGACUACCUCGCCUUGGGCGCCUUGGUGAUGGGCGCGGCCACAGAUAUGGAUCCCACAGAAGCAGGUUUCGCGGAUCCAACCCAAUCCCAGAACGACACAACCGAUGAUAUUGAGAUUGAAAUAUUGAACUCGCAGGGCCAGAUUAUCAAUCGAUUCCCACGCGCUCGACUGGGGAACUCUCACGAUGCGUCGCAGCUUUCAAAUCCACCUUCUUCCCCGUCACAAACUCAGGAGCAUUCUCAACCGCGCAAUGGCGCACCCGGCACUGGUGCGAGCUCAUCCUCAAGGGGUAGCUCCAAUAACAGCGGCGGUGCUGUGCUAUGCGUACAUGGUGGUCUGUCGCCCCUAAUCGACAGUAUCGACAAGAUUCGAUUACUGGACAGGAAACAAGAAGUACCUCAUGAGGGUGCCAUGUGCGACCUGCUGUGGUCCGAUCCUGACGAGAUUGAUGGAUGGGGCCUGUCACCUCGUGGAGCUGGCUUCCUUUUCGGUGCUGAUAUCGUCAAAUGCUUCAACCAUAAGAAUGACCUAAGCCUCAUCUGCAGAGCGCAUCAGCUUGUCAUGGAAGGUUUCAAAGAGAUGUUCGACAGCACCAUUGUCACAGUAUGGUCUGCCCCCAAUUAUUGUUACAGAUGUGGCAACGUCGCCGCCAUUCUGGAAUUGGGCGAAGAUGGCUCAAACGCAGGCUACACACCGAGAGGCAAUGGUGACGUGAACCGAACGAAUGGUGAUAUUGGCGAUCGAAUGGAGCAGCGCAUGGGCCCUGGCCGAAGGUAUCGGGUCUUUGAUGCAGCGCCACAGGACAGCAGAGGCAUGCCGGCAAAGAAGCCAGUUGCCGACUACUUUCUUUGA